This is a messenger RNA of Rhizoctonia solani, 1197 nucleotides long. Its product is annotated as Retrotransposon-derived protein PEG10. The transcript has a single exon. The record is from RefSeq and is a predicted model, not a curated record. Gene Ontology annotation, molecular function: nucleic acid binding; zinc ion binding. Bases 1 to 1197 code for a protein of 398 amino acids. NCBI's taxonomy places the organism in Eukaryota, Fungi, Basidiomycota, Agaricomycetes, Cantharellales, Ceratobasidiaceae.
AUGGAACCGGAGCCAACCAUUAGCGCUCUCCUCGAGGCUGUCACAGCCCUCACAGCCACAGUCGGGUCCCUACAGGACCAAAUCCGCAACCAAGGCCAACAGCUCAUUGAGCUCAAGGCCAUAUGCAAGGAGACCGCCGACUUACUUGGCGACAAGGACCAAGGAGGACCCCAAGUCCAAGCCAAGCCUGGCCCAUCAACUGGGCCUGUUACCCCUCCAACCCACACAGGAGGGGAAACCCACACUCCAGGCACGGUUAGGCCUGGGCUCAAGGCCCCUUUCAGGCCAUCAAAAGGAACAGGGUUCGAUUCAGAGGAAGAAGAGGAACCCAGACGUCCCAAAAGGGAGCCUCAAGGAACGCCUAGGAGGCAUCUAGGGUCCCUAACCCCCUUUGACGCAGGGUCCAGCGUAAAGCGGCCUAAAAUGGACCUCCCCGAACCUUUUAAAGGCGAUACCAGAGGGCGCAAGGCCACGCAAUGGCUGGACCGGAUGAUGCUCUGGGUAGCUCUCCACAGGGAUCAGUUUGACGAGGAAGAGCAAAUGGUGGUAUGGAUCUUGUACCACAUGACCGACAAGGCAGCCGAUUGGGCUCUCCCUAUCAUUGGGAAUAUUAUCAAGGGGGAGGGCAACCCUCCCACCACCAUCCAGGCCUUAACGGCCAAAUUUAAAGAAGCCUUCGCUGAUCCUGAUGCCAAACGGGCCGCCGCCAGGAAAAUUGCGGCACUUACUCAAACCUCCACGACCUCCGAGUACGUCACGGAGUUCCGCAACCUCAUGGCGGAACUAGACUGGAACGAGGAGGCCUACAUCGCCCAAUUCACGUGCGGCCUUCACUGGAAGGUUAAAGAACUGCUAUCUACCAAGGAUAGCAUCCCGGACGACCUUGAAGCCAUCUUUGCCGCGGCAAUCAAAAUUGACAAUAUCCGCCGCGAAAAUGAGGAAAAUCGUCCCAAGAAAACCCUCUCCAAGUCCCCGGUCACCGCGACCACCUCCACUUCCACUACCACCACCAGGGUCCGCCUAUCAGAGGAUCCCAACUAUGUCACCCCGGAGGAAAGGGACCGUCGCCGAGCAUCUGGUCUCUGUGUCAAGUGUGGUCAGAAGGGUCAUGGGAUCAAACAAUGUCCCAAUGGUUGGAAGGCAACGAUCAAGGAGGUAGCCAAGGUGGCUGAGGAUGUUGAAUCGGGAAAAGAUUAA